CUUCAGAGGAAUUCCUAUUUAAUUGGGUUACUUGAGUUUGCCUGUGUUUGCACAAAUGCUGUUCGCCAAAAAUCAAUUUUCAAAGCGGGGAAAAGGUCAGCAAGAAUGGCGCCUGCACCUUUAAAAUUAUACGGGUGCCUGCGCCUUUAAGAGGCAGCGGGCCCGUGGUGCUUAGCUGAAUGGGCAGGGACUGGAACCGAGCGUUUUAGAGGCGGGGAAACGGGAGGUCGAAUACACAUAUAAACGAACACGUGGGAGAAUCAUCGCCACAGGAUCAUAACAACAUGCCCAGAUAUGAGCUUGCUUUGAUUCUGAAAGCUAUGCAGCGGUUAUCAGGAAAACCUGCCUGACAAGGGACUAUUUAUGAGAGGACAAAAUACUCAUGGAACUUUAACUUGGCUAUUGCUAUAUUGCAUAACUGUUGAUAUUCUCUCUGCAAUAUCUGCUGCAGUACUGCAGGCUGUCCAGGCAAAUGCAAGAAUUUCUUUUUCUGACCAAGGUAUUUGAGUCUUUGAACGAAUUUGAUUUAUGGGAAAAUGGAGAUGUUUAAUACAGACACUAUAGUUCUUGGGAUGACCUUUUUGAUUAUAUUAAAUCUCCUGUUUAAUUUCCAAAAGAUUGAGAAGCCAAAAAAAUGGAGUAACAAUAUCAGAAAACGUUUGAAAAUAAUUCUAAGAGCCUUUGAAGGAUGGAAAGAAAUCUCUAUUGUCUCAUUGAAAUAAAUAGAAGAAAUUUAAGUUUUUAUUGAGUAGCUGUGUGUGCUGAAAUUAUGACGUCACACCAGGGGGGUGCUUUAAUGGUACAGUGGCAUUGUCCCUACAUCUGAAUCAGAAGAUCUGGGUUCAAAUCCAGCCUCAGAUAUGUCAAAGUAUCUGCACAUGAAAAGGUGGUCAAGUAGCUUAUUUUGGCUACUAAACAGUUAUUUAGUUGGUCUUGUUUCCCUGCUCUUUCUUUAUAGCUGUAAAUCUUUAUUUUUGUUCGAGUGCUGAUCCAGCAUCUUUCCUCAUGGUGUACUUCAGAACUUAAUUUUCAUAGUUCUUCUCCUUUUGACCUUCUGAUUCGUUUCUCACUUAUGAUAAGUCUGUUUCUUCUGGCUACUAACCCUCUUGUCAGUAGAAAUCUUUUCUCCCCAAAUAAUUAUUUUAAUUUUGAAGACCUGUUUAAAUCUAUGCUUAACUGUCUGUUCUCCAAGGAGAAUAACUCCUGUUUCUCUACAUAACUGCAUUUCCUUAUCUUGGGUGUCAUUCCAGCAAAUCUCUGUACCCUCUUCAAAACUAUUAUGCCCUUUCUAAUGUGGUGCCCAGAAUUGAUCUCAAUACUCCAGCAAGCAUUUUUUAAAAAUAAAGAUGGAAUUGAAAAAGAGAUAAAGGGACAGAAAGAAAAAGUGAAAACAAACUUUUAAUUUUGGAGCUUUUAAAAAAAGCCUCACGGAAUGAGACUCCACACUUUAAAUACGUUUGCACAUGAAUGGAAAAGCCCUGACCCUUUCUGUUAUGUUUACUGGGUAAGUACCACAUCUAUUUCAAUGAUGAAUCUCUUGGCCUGAUACCUUUUGUAUCAAUGUAGAAAAGCCAAAAAAAACAGACUUUCUAUCAUACUCGGAAAAAAGGCCAAGCAAAUCAACCUAGUUACCUACAUAGUUAUUAAGCGACUUGCAUGUGUGGAUUUUGGAAGUGGCUGUCCACUUUACUCCUUUUUAUACUAGUGAGUGCUAAGCCUCACUAUUAUUCUAAAUGCAAAAUAUAGACAGCACUUUUUGAUAGAGAAUUAUGGGAAGAACCCUAAAAAGUUUGGUAAACAGAAUAGAGGAUGAAAUAAAGUUUCCAGUAUCAAAUCUGGAUGUUUUAAAAUUUUUCUGGUUGUUUUGGGCAGGAUAUUGAUUUACUAUUGGAUUUUAAUGCAAAAUUAUUGUUCAUACUUUUAUUAAAGAAUUGGCAACAUAAAUAGCUGGAAACGUGCAGUAAAAUAUACAGUGCAAUAGCAGAAUGUUAUGAAGUUUGUAUCCACUCCAUAACUCUGAACUGGAGAUGUAUGGUAGGGGAUUGAUUUAUCUCCAACCAUAUAGCUAUUUUGGGAAAAAAAAAUCUUCCACAACGAUGUUCUCGGCCGAAAUUGGCUACAGUUUGAAAAUUUUAAACUAACAUUCCAAAGUUAUGAUAGCAAUAUAUUUUAAAGAUGUGAAUGUAAAUAGUGAAUAGGGAGAAACUCUGAAAUUUGAUGUAUAAGUUACAAGUUAAUGCAUGGUUAUGUCCUUUAACUAUAGGGGUGUGAUUAUAACUAUGUAGAAAACUAUAAAAUAGAGCUAUGAUAUGUACACUAGAUUUGAUGCUAGUAUCGGAUCAUUUAGCCUUUUGAAUGCAAUUACUCCAGCACUUCUGUUAAAGGUGCAUUGCUGUCAAUGGUGCUUACAGUGCAGCUGUAAGCUUAGGAUACCUGCACCAUUCAUGUGCUUCACGUGAACCUCAAGUGCAAAUCUUUUGGAAAACCCGUGGUUUCUCCUUUCUGCAUACGAGUGUAACUCUAGGCCUUACUAGACCUGUCAGCAACAGCUAAGAAAUUCAACACCAACAAAUUAAGCUGUGACAGUCUUGAGGAAUGCUACUAAAAAGAGCAUGAGAAAUAGUCAGAAGUGAAGUUAACAAGAUAAAUAGUAUUUGGCAUCCCAGUACCUGACAACUGGAAUCCUACAGUUUCAACCAAGGCAGCAAACCAAAGGACAAAUAUUUAUCACUCCAUACAAUUUUUUUUUUCCCUACUUCAUUAGCAAUCUUAACGUGCCUGGUUAUUGGAUAUCUUAUUCUGGUAAUUGAACUUAAUUGAAUCUGAAACAUUUUAUGAAAAUGUUUGGCUUGAUGGAACCAGCUGAUCUAGCUGUUGUAGCACUUUAUUUUGUCCUUGUAUUGUGCAUUGGUUUUUUUGCUAUGUGGAAGUCCAACAGAAGUACUGUGAGUGGAUACUUUCUUGCAGGACGCACCAUGACCUGGAUAGCAAUAGGUGCUUCAUUAUUUGUGAGCAAUAUUGGCAGUGAACACUUUAUUGGGUUAGCAGGAUCUGGAGCUGCCAGUGGAUUUGCAGUAGGAGCUUGGGAGUUCAAUGCAGUAUUGCUUUUACAGUUAUUAGGUUGGGUUUUCAUCCCUGUUUAUAUCAGAUCUGGUGUGUUCACCAUGCCACAAUACCUUUCAAAACGUUACGGCGGUAACAGAAUAAAAGUCUAUUUUGCUUUAUUGUUUUUGACAUUGUACGUUUUCACAAAGCUUUCUGUUGACCUGUAUGCUGGUGCGUUGUUUAUCCGGGCUUCACUCGGCUGGGACCUAUAUCUCUCUAUCAUCAUCUUGAUUGGGUUGACUGCAGUGUUAACUGUUACAGGAGGACUUGUGGCUGUCAUCUACACAGAUGCCCUACAAGCAAUUCUUAUGAUUGGUGGAGCUUUGACAUUGAUGGUUGUUGGAAUGGUCAAGGUGGGAGGCUUUGAGGAAUUGAAACGGAGAUACAUGUUGGCCUCACCAAAUGUUACAUCAGUUCUAGCCUCCUUCAACCUAAGUUCUACAAACACUUGCUGCAUUCAUCCAAAAGAUGAUGCUCUUAAGAUGUUACGUGAGCCGACUGAUGAGGAUAUUCCUUGGCCUGGCUUCCUGUUUGGUCAAACGCCAGUCUCUGCUUGGUACUGGUGUGCUGAUCAAGUCAUUGUGCAACGUGUCUUGGCAGCAAAGAACAUUGCUCAUGCCAAAGGAGCUACCCUAAUGGCUGGUUUUCUGAAACUCUUGCCCAUGUUUAUCAUAGUCGUACCAGGCAUGAUUUCCAGAGUUCUCUUUACUGAUGAGAUUAUUUGCAUUAAUCCAGAACAUUGUAUGCAAGUAUGUGGCAGCAGAGCAGGUUGCUCAAACAUUGCCUAUCCACGACUAGUAUUGGGAAUCUUGCCCGCAGGUCUUCGUGGCCUAAUGAUGUCAGUCAUGAUAGCAGCUUUAAUGAGUGACUUGGAUUCUAUAUUCAAUAGUGCCAGCACCAUAUUUACCCUGGAUAUUUACAAGCAUCUUCGAAAGGCUGCCAGCUCUCGUGAACUUAUGAUAGUAGGUCGUCUGUUUGUUGUCUUCAUGGUAGCUGUAAGCAUUGCCUGGGUUCCUGUAAUUGUAGAGAUGCAGGGAGGACAAAUGUACCUUUAC
Molecule: messenger RNA, 4160 nt
Organism: Rhincodon typus (whale shark)
Lineage: Eukaryota; Metazoa; Chordata; Chondrichthyes; Orectolobiformes; Rhincodontidae
Product: sodium/myo-inositol cotransporter-like
Exons: 4
Biological process (GO): transmembrane transport; myo-inositol transport; inositol metabolic process
Cellular component (GO): plasma membrane
Molecular function (GO): D-glucose:sodium symporter activity
Source: RefSeq, a predicted model, not a curated record